This is a messenger RNA of Mytilus trossulus (common blue mussel), 4033 nucleotides long. RefSeq names its product tetratricopeptide repeat protein 24-like. Lineage: Eukaryota; Metazoa; Mollusca; Bivalvia; Mytilida; Mytilidae. The record is from RefSeq and is a predicted model, not a curated record. Gene Ontology annotation, molecular function: protein binding. The transcript has 16 exons. Bases 150 to 2618 code for a protein of 822 amino acids.
CAAGCACUUUUCGAGAGAAGAACUCUUUUGUGUUAGAGUUGCCAAGGGACGAUGUAAACAUAUGGAGGUCGUUUGAUUGCUUUAUCUCGGAAAGACAUAUUAUUUUGCAACGGUAGCUUUUAAAUAUUUAUUGUGAUUAAACCUUAGUGAUGAGUACCAUGAUUGACAGAGGAGCUACAAUAGCUGCAGCUGUAGAAGUAGAGAAAUACUCCAAGCAAGGGACAGAACUCUUACAAAGUGGUCAUUUAACAAGUGCAGUCAAAGCCUUUAAAUAUGCCUACAGGUAUGCAGGAGAUCUGGAUGAUGAGUACAUGGAAAGAGCAUGUGCAUUUAAUCUUGGUGCUGCUUAUAUUGCCAUGGGUCAGGGAGAGAAAGGAUUGAAUGUCCUCCAACAGGCUGUUCCCUCAGAAGACAGAAGAGAUGGAAGAUCUAAUGGCGAUUUGUUCUUUAAUUUAGGUCUUGGAUAUGAGACGACAAAAAAUAUCCAGGAAUCAAUCCGUUAUUUUAACAAAGCUUUAGAAGAGUACCGUUAUGAGAGGGACAACCUAGCCAUGGAGAUUGAAACCUUGAACAAACUGGCUAUUUUAUGUACUACAGUACAGAAUCAUCAUUUAAUGAAUCUCUACCACCAGUUAGCUGAGGCAUAUGCCAUGCAGGGCAAUGUUGAGAAACAGAUGUGGGCUCUGUGUGAGAAGGCUAAUUCCUACAACAGUUUUGGUGAUCCUCAGAAGGCUGAGUACGCUGCUGAUGAAUGUUUAAAACUAUCUGAUAAAUGUCAAAAUACAGUGGAGUCAGGAAGCAUAUUUAAUGACCUUGGUCUUCUGUAUACCCAGCUACAGAAAUAUGGUAUGGCUGUCAAAUGUUUUGAAGGAGCAUUGCCAUUGGCUCAGAGUAGUGAUGAUAAAAAGAGAGAGGCUGUGAUUCGUCAAAACUUAGGUGCUGCCUAUAACUUUGUUGGAGAAUACCAGAGAGCUAUUAGCUUUCAUAAAUCAGCUGCAGAUAUGUAUGCUCGUUUACAAAACCGUAAUUCCCAGGGCCAAUGCUAUGCCAAUUUAGCCUAUGCGUACAGUCAGCUUGGUGAUCUGAUGAAAGCCAAACAAGCCUUUGAUCAUGCACUCUUAGCAGCUGAAGAUACAGAUGACAAUCGUACAACUUGGCAAGUUUCGGAAGGACUUGGAUCUGUUGCUUUUAAUGAGAGAAAAUUUGAAGAAGCAAUAGAAUUCUUUAAGAAAGCCCUGGGUGUGUUAGCUGCUAGGGAGAGUAAUAUCACAGCACAGAACAGAAUUGUAGAGAAACUGAAACAGGCCUUAGAGGCUCAAAUUAAAGACAAUGAAAGACCAUAUGCUCACAUUAGAAAAGAGGAUGUGAACCCACUCAAAUCUGGAUAUAAGAAGAUUAUAGCUGAAAAACCCACCAGACCCACCUCUGCUAAAGCAGUUGCUGUAGGAGGCCCUGUGACAGAUGAAGUACCCAGGAGAUUUGUUCGUGUUAAUAAGAUGGGUACGUCAAAGAGAUUCAGUAAAGUAGCGAGAGGGCUGUCUGACAUGAUGGAGCCGUUUGAAAUGACACCUAGAUCUGGUAGUGGACUACAAGGGGAGACAAUGAUGCCCGUCCAGUCUGAGUCAGAAGAUUCAUCAGAGGAGGAAACAGAUAGUCAAAGUGAACAAGAUAAAAAAAAGAAACUAGACAAAAGAACUAGUAAAGUUGUAUUUCAGUCAAGAACUGAUGCAUCCAAGCAGUUUGCUUCUCAGCAGUCUGAGAAUAGGGAAACAGCAUCAAACAGAUCUAUACAUGGAUCUGAAUCAGACGACAGUUUGGAAGAGGAAGAGACAGAAAGUACUUCUGAAGAAUCAGAAGAAGAUAGAGAUAAAAAGGCUGUGCUGGAACAGAUGGGAAAAAUUAAUAAAAGUGAAGAUGACAGUUCUGAAUCAGAAGAGGAUAAAGAUAAAGGAAAUGAAAAGAUGGACAAAAGACACAAAGAAGACAGAAGAAAACAGCCUGUAGAAGUAGAAGCUAAAGUACAGAAUGGAGAUGAAAGCUCUAGUGAAACAGGAUCGUCAUCAUCUGGCUCUGAGUCAGGAAGUUCAAGUACAGAUAGUGAAUCUAAUGAUGAACCACCUCCAGUUCCAUCAGGUUCUCUGCCCAAAUCUGGAGAAAUUAAAACCUACGAACAGCCGUGGGGAAGAGCAGACUCCAAAAAGAAAAUGAAUUACGCAGAUAUUAACUUUGAUGGAGGACCUGAGAGAGGUGAGAAUAACAAAUCCAAAAAACAUCCCAACUAUCUAGAAAACGAAGAUUCUGAGAGUUUGAGGGUCAAUAUGGGAACCCGAGCUAGUGGACAGUAUGAGAAUGAGGGAGAAGACGAGGAUGAUCCACUCUAUCAAACCAUACCAUCAAGAUCACUCACAGAUGAUAACCAAUUCCACGCUAAAAAACCAAACUUUACUGAUUUCUCCAGUCUACCAAGGGGAGAGAAUUUUGUUGAAGACUUAUCUGAACGAGAAAAAUUAAUGUAUGAGAAACACAGACAUGAUCAGAUAGAUCGCCACCAAGGUCCGCCCCUUCCUGAAAGAGGAGACAGAGGGGAAAAAGAUUCUAAAACAUGUUCUGUGAUGUAAUGUGAUUUUCUACCAUUAUAUAUGGUCAUGUGAUAAGACAAUUAUUUAGUCAAAUUAUUUUACAUUUAUUUUCCGUCCAUUCUAGACAAGAAAUAAGAUUUUAGUUCUAUAAACUAUGUUGUGAUUAAGUGUUUAAGUUAUUCUUCCGUCCUUUGACCUUUACAUUCAUUAAAAACUAUUGUUUUUAAAAUGUUAUUUGGUGGAAAUAUUGUUUUGUUAGAACUUUCAUUAUGUUUCAUUUAGUUUUAUCUGGAAAAGCAACUAAUUAAUUUCGCCCAUUUCAUCAAAUAUUAAAGCUAUAACCAAAAUAUGACAAAAUGUCUUAACAUACGCAAGUGUGGUAAUUGGUGUGUUUGAUAAGUCUGUGCAUUUUGCUUACAUGCUGAUGUUUGUGCAGAACAAUUACCAGAAAGCCUUAUAAGUUUAAUGCUUUUUUUAAAUUUAUAUAUUUGAGUACAUUUGUAUGCUGCUUCAUUUAAAUGAUCCUCUUUAUGACCCUCUGUUCCGCGAUCCUCUUCAUGACCCCCUGUUCCGAACUUAUGCAAUUCACCAUGUAGAUAAUAACAGCUUGUGACAUUCUGAUACAUUUGUAUUAGGUUCAAACUGUUAAAUAAGCUAUCAAUUGUACAUAUAUAUAGGAAGAUGUGGUGUGAGUGCCAAUGAGACAACUCUCCAUCCAAAUAACAAUUUAAAAAUUAAACCAUUAUAGGUUAAAGUACGGCCUUCAAGUUCAUUUAGUUGCAAGUGACAUAUUUAAACUUCUGAAUGGUAAUAGAAGGCUUGCAUUUUAUACAAGAAUUGAAGUUGAUAUUGCACUUCAGUAUACUAUCCUUGCAGUCAUUAAAAUAAUGAGCAAUAUUAUAUUACCCAGACUUGGAAAUCAACCAAUCAAAGUUCUUUAUUUUGUGUUAAUUCCAGCACAAAUUGUGAACUCUGCGCGGUAACAGAGAUCUUUUUUUAUGACCGAGGGUCCUUCACCAUAAAAUCUUAAUCCCCUGUGUAAGGCAUACACCAUUCAUAUUUUAUGGAGGUGUGGAGAGGCAUGAGUGUUUUAUUUUUGGGGACAAACAAUGUUUGAGGACUAUGAUUAUCAUUCUGUUUUUAAACAAUUACAUGCAGGAACAAGAAAUUUCAUUUGAAACUUCAUGUUGAAUUUAUUUUUUUCGAAAUUUUAAAUGGAAACAUUUUAAACUUCUUUUCUGAAACAACUUAUUAUUUAUAAAUGGUUAGCCUCAAUAUUGAAUGGUAUGUAACAAUUUGUUCUAUCAAAUAUAGUUUGUGAUAUUAUUUCUUAUCUGUCAAAACUACUUAUUAUUGUGAUUGUCAGAAAAUUGACGCAAUGAAUCAUUGUGAUCUUAUAAAAUUCUACAUACAAAUAAUGCUAUCAAAAUAAAAUGCAUAUGAUAAUUGUACAA